Molecule: messenger RNA, 2135 nt
Organism: Lactuca sativa (garden lettuce)
Lineage: Eukaryota; Viridiplantae; Streptophyta; Magnoliopsida; Asterales; Asteraceae
Product: transport inhibitor response 1-like protein Os04g0395600
Biological process (GO): SCF-dependent proteasomal ubiquitin-dependent protein catabolic process
Cellular component (GO): SCF ubiquitin ligase complex
Molecular function (GO): protein binding
Source: RefSeq, a predicted model, not a curated record
CUUUAAUGGCUCUGGAAUAAUAUGUUAAAUUCCAUCUUUUCAGAUAUAUAUUUAUUACAGUUUAAACCCUUUUUCUCCUUCUCCAUUUCCCCCAAUUUUUUCUACUUCAAAUCUGUAGUUCUUCAAGUUUAUUCUACAAAACUUCGUCACCAAAUCCGACAACGUUAGAAAGAAAACUUUCAGUUUUUGCAGCAGCGGACAUGGAUCUAGCUCCAACCACACCGUGGACGCUGCCGGAGGAAUUUCUGAAACGAACAUUUUCGUUGAUAAGCUCCGACAAGGAUCGAAACUCGGUGUCGCUAGUCUGCAAAGACUGGUACAACGCUGAGCGAUUGACUCGGCGGCAUGUAUCCAUAAAAAACUGCUACUCUAUUUCACCGGAAAUCGUAGCUGCUAGGUUUCCGGCGAUCAGUAGCGUGACGCUGAAGGGAAAACCUAGGUUUUCCGAUUUCAAUCUGGUGCCGGCGGACUGGGGAGCUGAUGUCCAACCAUGGCUAAAUGUUUUCGCGACUGCGUAUCCUUUUCUGGAGGAGCUGAGACUGAAGAGAAUGGUGGUGACUGAUGAGAGUUUGGAGUUUUUAGCGUUGAAUUUUGAUGGAUUCAAAGCCCUAUCACUCUUAAGCUGUGAUGGAUUCAGUACUCUUGGCCUCGAAUCCAUUGCUACUCAUUGCGAAAACCUAACAGAACUCGACAUACAAGAAAAUUCAAUCAUUGAUCUCGGUGGAGACUGGCUAAGUUUCUUCCCAGAAAACUUAACCACAUUACAAGUUCUUAAUUUCGCAACUUUAAACAGCGAAGUCAGUUUCGAAGCAUUAGAGAGUCUCGUUUCUCGAUGCAAAUCGUUAAAGGUACUAAAAGUUAACCGGAAAGUAAAUUUGGUUCAAUUGCAAAAGCUUCUUCUCCUUGCUCCACAGUUGACGGAGCUCGGCACCGGUACCUUCUCCGACGACCUCGACCCCAAUCCUACUUUAAUCACCGACCUUGCAAACACUUUCGCUAAAUGUCAAAACCUUCAUUCAGUUUCUGGUUUUUGGGACGCUACGUUGAUUUAUCUACCCAUUAUAUAUCCUGUGUGUGAAAAUUUAACCUUUCUGAAUCUGAGUUAUGCGAGUCUUGGAGCUGAUGAACUCGAACAGAUUCUUCCUCGCUGCAAACGCCUACGUCGCCUCUGGGUUCUUGAUACAGUUGGGGACAAGGGUUUGGAAGCAGUCGGAUCAUACUGCCCAUUACUAGAAGAACUCCGAGUUUUCCCUGUCUUCCCGGUUGACCCGAGUCAACCGGGGGUGACCGAGUCCGGUCUCGUAUCCAUAUCUCACUGCCCGAACCUCAAUUACAUCCUCUACUUUUGCCAACGAAUGACAAACGAGGCCGUAAUCACCACUGCCCGAAACUGCCCGAAUUUCACCCACUUCCGUCUUUGCAUAAUAACCCCCUACGCACCCGAUUCCAUAACCAACGAGCCAAUGGACGAAGCCUUCGGUGCAAUCGUCAAUUCCUGUUCCGACCUUCGCCGGCUUUCCGUUUCCGGCCUUCUAACCGACUUAACUUUCGAGUACAUCGGGAAACACGCGAAAAACCUCGAAACACUUUCGGUCGCGUUUGCGGGCGAUAGUGAUUUGGGCAUGGAAUGUGUGAUGAGAGGCUGCCCGAAGUUGAGGCGGGUAGAGAUACGGGACUGCCCGUUUGGUGACGUGGCGUUGCUUUCGGGGUUGGAAAGGUAUGAGUCGAUGCGGUCUCUGUGGAUGUCGGCUUGUAAUGUGACAAUGGAGGGGUGUAAGAAGUUGGCGGAAGAGUUGCCGAGGUUGAAUGUUGAGGUGAUUAAUGAAGAGGAAGAUGGUGGUGAUGAUUUUGUUGCGAAUAAGGUUUAUGUUUAUCGGAGUGUUGCGGGACCACGAAAAGAUGCUCCUCCGUUUGUUGUAACAUUGUGAGGGGCGUUUGGUUUGCAUAAUGUUUUUUUUAGGAAUGUAAUCGGUUAAAAGAAUUGGAAUAUGAAGGGAAUGUAAUUUGUCAUGUGUUUGGUUUAGGUUGGAAGGAAUAGGAAUGUGUUGUGUGUUGGGAAAGCUUGUCGAUACCCGAGUUGUUGGGUCGAAAAUUAACGUUAUUGUUUAACUUUAAUGAUUUCCAUUGUUUAUCUA